AUGGCUUCCAAAGCAGUUGCAAUUAUCGCUGGUGUCGGUCCCGGAACGGGCGCAUCUAUUGCUAGGCGUUUUGCCCAAUCCUACAACGUGGUGGUUCUUGGUCGUAACCCUGACAACUACACACCUGUUGUUGAACAGAUUAACUCCAGCGGUGGCCAGGCAGUCGGUAUCAGUACCGAUGUUAGCGACAGCAACAGCGUCAAUGCUGCCUUUGAUCAAAUCGAAAAGAAGUUCCCUGGCUCUCCAGUGGCAGCAGCUAUAUUUAACCCAGGCGGUGGUUUUGUGAGGAAACCUUUCCUGGAAUUGACAGGAGACGAUUUUUCGAAUGCCCUUGAUGGCCAGGCGAAGGGUGGAUUUAAUUUCGCCAAACGUGCCUUGCCACUUCUCCUCAAUGCAAAAGCCUCGGCCGCUCAUCCGCCAACUCUGAUUUUCACAGGUGCCACUGCUAGUGUGAGAGGGUCACCUAACUUUGCUGCGUUUGCAGCGGGCAAGUUUGCACUUCGAGCACUUGCUCAAUCGCUAGCACGUGAAUUCGGGCCCCAAGGUAUUCACGUGUCGCAUGCCAUUAUUGAUGGCGUUAUUGAUAUCCCUCGUACCAAGGCUUGGGUGUUCGAGCACGAAGACGCGAAGCUGAAUCCCGAUGCUAUUGCGGAUUCGUACUGGCAUCUGCAUACCCAGCCACGGACCACGUUUGCUUUUGAGUUGGAUCUGCGCCCUUAUAUUGAAAAGUGGUAG
This is a messenger RNA of Penicillium odoratum, 735 nucleotides long. Its product is annotated as oxidoreductase, short chain dehydrogenase/reductase family. NCBI's taxonomy places the organism in Eukaryota, Fungi, Ascomycota, Eurotiomycetes, Eurotiales, Aspergillaceae. The transcript is spliced from 4 exons. Bases 1 to 735 code for a protein of 244 amino acids. The record is from RefSeq and is a predicted model, not a curated record.